ACGCUUUACUUUAUAAAUUUAUAGCGCUCGGAAGAAGGUACAAUCCCUUUCGUUAUACGGGCAAUGGCCGAUCGAUUAAUAAUAUGUUAGAAAGGAUUCUGAAAUAAACCCAGCAGCAGAACAUUCUGUGAUCUGGUAACAGCAGCACGUAUUCGUUCGUUUCAACUACGUCUAAAAACCCCAAGAAAGAAACUUCUUUAAAAAGUAGUUUUAAGAAAUAGUUAAGAGGUCUUAAAAACUAAAGUGAAUACAUUACAGCUGGCGACGAGGAAAAAGAAGUGACAGUGUUUCUCAUACGGAAUAUUCCGUGUAGCAAGGAAAUUCCAGAGUGAGCUGAGUAAGUAAACGGCAGAGUUUUUGUGGAGAGUGGUAAGCUCUAGAAAACUUGUGCUUGACAGUGUGCUUGUGACUAUUUUGAAGAGGUCAAAACGCCUUGAUCAAAUUAGAGCAGCUGUUGAAUAAAUAAAAAAAACGCGCAAACGUCGUGUUUGGUGUAUAAAUGCAUAUGUAAUAGCAUAUUUGAAUUGUGAUAUCAAAAGUUCCAUUUUGUACAUCAUUUUCACCAUUUUAUUCUUUCCAUUAUUCACAGAACUCCCUUCUCGCUCCCACCGAUUUGGCCAUUUUGGUUUUACCAUCGACCAUAGUGUUCGAGUUUGCAUUCUAUCAGAGAGUCGGCGUGCCACCCAGCCACCCAUUAUACCGACCCACUCAGCCACGACGGGCGGGAAUCCAUCAUCUGGAGGUGAUCAGUAGUGAGCUAGUGAGAGAUCGUGUGGUAGAGCAAUUUGCGAGAGUGAGUUUCUGUUGAGCUCGGGGAGAGUUUGUAGAACUGGUGAGUGAGAGAUUCCGCGAUUGCGAGUAGUGAGAAAGGCUGAGCUGGCUGUGUCUCACUUGAGUCUCGCUUGUAAAAGUAAACAGUGCAAUCAACUGCAGCUGGUAGAGUUGCAUCUGCGGUGAGGAAAAAGUGCAUCAAGUAAGUGAUUUUAAUUUGGUUUUCUGCUGGUUGUUACUAGUACACCAUGCCCUCCUUUGGAACGUUAGACCAUUACGUGAAAGGCACGUCCUUCACGAAUUAUUUGGAGCGUUUGGAACACCUUAGCUCCUUUAAUAAUUGGACGGAGGAAAACAAGAAAUCGGUGCUGAUUGCUCUUACCGGCCCGGUUGUUUAUGAUGAACUUAAACUGAUGUUUCCAACCGUUGAAUUGGGAACGUUAAAUUAUGCGGACAUGGUGAAAAAGUUAAAGGAAAGGUUCGACAAGGUAGAUCCCGAUAUGAUGCAGCGAUUUUAUUUCUAUAAUCGAUUCCAAAAACCGGACGAAUCUGCUGAAAGCUUCAUUUUGUCAGUGAAGUUGCAGGCAGAGUUAUGCAAUUUUCAGCAGUUCAAGGAAACUGCAAUUAGGGAUCGAUUGAUAAUGGGGCUGCAUGAUCGGGAGUUGCAAAAGUCUUUACUAAUGUCGGAGACACUGACACUAGAUGCAAUUGAGAAGAAAUUGCUUAGCAGUGAGGUAGCCAACAGACAGACCAAAGCAAUGAACAGUGAGCCAAGAAGGGACGAAGUGCAUUCAGUGAAGAGCAGACUAGGUAAAAAAGUUGGUGAAAGUAGCCGUGACUAUGGGCGUGAUAGAUCGGACAGGCAAUACAGGGGCCGUAUUGUAAAUAGGAAUGAAAAGCGAGUUAGUUUCCGUGGUAGAUCUCCGUCUGAGUCCAAAAAUCGCAAUGCAUACGCUAAUGCAAUUUGUAAUUAUUGCAAAAAGCGAGGACAUUUGAGAAGGGACUGCUAUAGUUUGCGAAAUCGGAACUCGGUGUAUCAUGUAGAGAAGGUUGAAAAGGACACUAGCUAUGAUUUUAAACGGUCAGGCGGGCAUGAUAGUUCAGGUGAAGAAACAGAUGGAAUGGAGUGUUUGAUGAUUUCCACCGUUAACAAAAUUAAUGAACCGUGCAUGAUUAAAGCAAAAGUGCAAAACUGUAUGCUGAAGAUGGAAAUUGAUUCGGGGUCAGCUGUUUCUGUGAUCAGUGAGGCCGACUGUAGGAAAUUUUUCAACGCUAUUCCAAUACGCAGCUCUAGCAGACAGCUGAUUGUUGUUGAUGGAGCACGCUUGAGGAUUACAGGAGAAAUUUCUGUACAGGUUGAAUUGAACGGGUCAAUAGCAAAGCAAAAGCUUGUAGUUCUGCAGUGUAGCAACAGUUUUGUUCCUUUGAUUGGAAGAUCAUGGCUUGAUUGUUUCUUCCCUGGAUGGAGAUCGGGUUUCACGAGCACAGCGAUGGUGAAUAGUCUGAACGAGAAGAAAGAUUUUUCAGAACCUAUCGUAGGCUAUGAGGGGGAACUGAUCCUGAAGCAUGAACAACCGAUUUUCAAGAAGGCGUAUACGGUACCCUACAAGUUAAGAGACAAACUGGCGGAGCAUUUGGAGAUGCUGGAACAACAGAAGGUAAUCACACCUAUAAAGGCUAGUGAGUGGGCAUCGCCUGUGAUAGUGGUAGUUAAAAAAGACCAAGAUAUACGCUUGGUAAUAGACUGCAAAGUUUCAAUCAAUAAAGCGAUAGUACCAAAUACAUACCCACUACCACUAGCACAGGACAUAUUUGCUUCUCUAGCAGGCUGUAGGGUAUUCUGUUGUCUAGAUUUGGCAGGGGCCUAUACGCAAGUUCCUCUCUCUAGGCGGUCCAAAAAGUUCACUGUCAUCAACACUAUGAAAGGCUUAUUUACCUAUAAUAGACUUCCACAAGGGGCUUCAAGUUCAGCGGCAAUUUUCCAACAAAUUAUGGACCAGGUCCUGCAUGGACUAGAGGGAGUUAGUGUCUACUUGGAUGAUGUCCUUAUUGCGGCCGAAAAUUUUGAAAAGUGUGCAAAAAUUUUGGAUUUGGUUCUUGAACGACUAUCUAAAGCAAACAUCAAAGUAAACUUUAAGAAAUGCAAGUUUUUUGUGACGCAAUUGCCAUAUCUAGGACAUCUUAUUACUGACAAGGGACUUUCGCCAUCUCCUGAAAAAGUGUCAACAAUUAGUCAAGCAAAGCCUCCGACUAACGUACCAGAACUUAGAGCAUUUCUUGGUUUGAUCAAUUUCUACAAUAAAUUCGUUCCACACUUGUCUUCCAAGCUAAGGAGUUUGUACGCUCUGCUGGCUAAUAACAGUACCUUUGAUUGGACAGAGGAUUGUGAGGAAGCGUUUCAGUUCAGUAAGAAAGCCUUGUUGAAAGCAGAUUUGCUGGAGUUCUAUGACCCUAAGAAACCGCUAAUUGUUGUCUCAGAUGCUAGUUCAUACGGAUUGGGUGGAGUUCUAGCCCAUGAAGUCGACGGAUUUGAAAGACCCAUAUGCUUCACAUCGUUUUCGCUGAAUUCUGCACAGAAACGAUACCUUAUCCUUCAUUUAGAAGCGUUGGCGUUGGUUUGUACCGUGAAGAAAUUUCAUAAAUUUCUUUUUGGGCAAAAGUUUAAGGUUUACACCGACCACAAGCCUUUGGUUGGCAUAUUCGGCAAAUCCGGUAAUAAUUCGUUAUUUGUAACUAGACUCCAGAGAUAUACCAUGGAAUUAUCCAUUUAUGACUUUGAAAUUGCAUAUAGAGCAUCAACAAACAUGGGAAACGCAGAUUUUUGCUCCCGAUUCCCGCUGGAGCAACCUAUUCCUAAAAGCCUCGACAUAGGUAGCAUUAAUAGCUUGAACUUCUCGGAUGCUUUACCUUUGGAUUAUAAUUUGAUUGCCAGAGAAACUGAAAAAGAUUCUUGUUUGGCAGAGGUGAUGAGAUUUGCAGAAAGCGAGUGGCCUGACAAUGUUCAAAGUUCAUUAAGAAACUUUUACUCAAUUAAAACGGAUAUAGAAGUUGUGCAAAAAUGCCUUUUAUACCAAGAUAGAAUCAUCAUACCAGCAAUUCUAAAGGACGACAUUCUCAAACUCCUACAUGCAAACCAUAUUGGUGUCGUGAAGAUGAAGCAACUAGCGCGCCAAACAGUCUUUUGGUCAGGCAUAAAUUCGGACAUCGAAAAGUUUGUAAAGACUUGUGAGGCAUGUGUCAAAAUGGGAACAGUUCCUGCUAAACCUGAACAUAGUAAAUGGACUCCAACAUCGCGACCUUUCAGCAGGAUACAUGCAGAUUUCUUCUAUUUCGAAGGGAAAACAUUUCUGCUUAUUGUUGACAGUCACUCAAAAUGGGUGGAAGUAGAAGUAAUGCUGCAUGGAACAGACGCAAAACGAGUGAUCAACUCACUCAUGACAGUAUUUGCAAGGUUCGGUCUUCCUGAUGUGAUGGUAACGGAUGGAGGCCCGCCAUUCAACUCGAAGGAAUUUUCCUCGUUUUUGGAAAAGCACGGCGUUAAAGUUAUGAAAAGCCCUCCAUAUAAUCCAAGCAGCAACGGGCAAGCAGAACGUUUAGUUAGAGUUGUCAAGGAUGUUUUUAAAAAGUAUUUGUUGGACCCUCAGUUGCGAGAGCUAGAUUUGAAUUGUAAAAUCAACUAUUUUCUUAUUAACUAUCGAAGUCAAAUUGCUACCAAAGAGGGAGUCCCACCAUCACAUAAAAUUUUAUCAUACAAACCAAAGAUUUUACUUGAUUUGAUUAAUCCAAAGAAGGAUUAUAAGCAAUUUUUAGAAAAACCUAUUUGUUUAGACAAUCCUACAAUAUCUCCUCCUAAACCAGAUCCAUUUUUGAAAUUAGUUGCUGGAGAUAUGAUAUAUUACAAAAACUUCAAGAAAACUGAUCCACAGAGAUGGAUUGAGGCGAGAUUUGUAAAACAAAUUUCUAAAAACACCUUUCAAAUCUCCCUCCACAGGACGACGAUCAUGGCCCACAGGAACCAAUUAAAGCUGGCUCACCUUCCGGUUCGAAGCUCGAUGUUGUUACUCCCAGAAGUCAGUCGGAAGCGCGGUCGAGCGGAGUCGGAGGAUUACCAAGGCUGUGCGGAUUCCGAGGCCGAGGAAGAGCCAUUCCUAGGGUUCCCGGAUGUGGCGAGUGAUCAGAUCCCCAACAGGACGAAACGACAGAAAACGAGCGGCAGCCUGAUGAUGACCAGGAGUCGCGCUCGGAAAUUAGAAGUUUAACCGGUCUGGUUUUGAAGAAAAAUAUGCACCUAGUGCGUUCGAAUCAUAAUGUAGUCGGAAGUGAAAAUGAAUUUUUGAAUGAUUUGAUAGUAUGUAGUUUCUCGAGAAGGAAGGACUGUAGCGUAACGCUUUACUUUAUAAAUUUAUAGCGCUCGGAAGAAGGUACAAUCCCUUUCGUUAUACGGGCAAUGGCCGAUCGAUUAAUAAUAUGUUAGAAAGGAUUCUGAAAUAAACCCAGCAGCAGAACAUUCUGUGAUCUGGUAACAGCAGCACGUAUUCGUUCGUUUCAACUACGUCUAAAAACCCCAAGAAAGAAACUUCUUUAAAAAGUAGUUUUAAGAAAUAGUUAAGAGGUCUUAAAAACUAAAGUGAAUACAUUACAAU
Messenger RNA from Aedes albopictus (Asian tiger mosquito), 5414 nucleotides. RefSeq lists its product as uncharacterized. Bases 1020 to 5030 code for a protein of 1336 amino acids. Gene Ontology annotation, biological process: DNA integration. Lineage: Eukaryota; Metazoa; Arthropoda; Insecta; Diptera; Culicidae. The record is from RefSeq and is a predicted model, not a curated record. Gene Ontology annotation, molecular function: nucleic acid binding; zinc ion binding. The transcript has 2 exons.